This is a messenger RNA of Silurus meridionalis, 691 nucleotides long. It is a transcript of the gene mrps14, whose product is annotated as mitochondrial ribosomal protein S14. The coding region runs from base 65 to 478 and encodes 137 amino acids. Lineage: Eukaryota; Metazoa; Chordata; Actinopteri; Siluriformes; Siluridae. Gene Ontology annotation, biological process: translation. Gene Ontology annotation, molecular function: structural constituent of ribosome. The transcript is spliced from 3 exons. Gene Ontology annotation, cellular component: ribosome; mitochondrial small ribosomal subunit. The record is from RefSeq and is a predicted model, not a curated record.
GCCACUAGAUGGCGGUAGUGGGGUUCAGGUCGAGAUGAGCGGCGGAUAAACGAGGAAGCUGAAGAUGGCGUGCAGAAUGCUCCUCUCUGGUUUAGGGUUUCUUCACUCAUCAUUCCAGUUCACUAAACAGGCAUGCAGAAGUUCACUGGGAAUCACUGAGCAGGUCCGAGGUUAUUAUGUUAACUGGAGAAUGUUGCGAGAUGUGAAAAGAAGACAGAUGGCGUAUGAGUACGCGGACACCAGACUCCGGAUCAACGCCAUCAGAAAGAAUACACUCUUACCUAAAGAGUUACAGGAGGUAGCUGAUAAAGAAAUUGCAGCAUUGCCCCGAGACAGCUGCCCGGUGCGUAUACGCAACAGAUGUGUGAUCACGUCACGACCCCGUGGCGUGAAACGCAGGUGGCGUCUAAGCCGCAUCGUCUUUAGACAACUAGCAGACCACAACCAGAUGUCGGGAAUACAAAGAGCGAUGUGGUGAAAACCUAAAAGUGGACAAAUCAGCAUUAAUGGCUUUUACAGCUCCAGUACUGAGAAGCCUGAGAUGUUCAACAUGUUCAAAAUCCCAACAGAAAUGUUCUUCACAUGUGCACAUGAAGUGCUGUUUGUAAAGAUCAAGUGUAAAGUUCAAGUGUCCUACUUAUUUUGAGAAAUAAUUUGUUGCUUUGAAAAUAAUAAAGUUUAUUCACUAUGA